AUUGCGAAUCCUUUUCCCUCACACCGUUCUCCUUUUUUUCGAUGUCGCGACCUUCAUGACUCUGACUCCUUCAAAGCGAGUCACUGUCCGGGUCUGGACCCUGGCUGGCAGUUACGUAUCUCUUUCUUUAUGCAGACGCAAUUAUCGUACUGGUACCCCGGUCUCCAAUGAAGCGCACACGGUAAAGCGACGCGAGUUCCACGAUUACUUCGUCACACACUUGCCCUCCUCCUCCCUCCAUCCCGACCCUCGAGGCCCGCUCACACCUUUUCAUAAACUCCCUCGAUCAGCGUCAGUUCCUCAUACAGGGGAGACAACACAUUCCCCGGCCUCAUUCCAAGCCCUGCUGGGCCGAGAAACGACUGUGGUUCGGAUCCCAUUGCGCAGCGCGAAGCACCAUUUCGGGGCCGCAACAUCCCGGGGAACCCGCCCUUCCAAUGAAGAUACCUACCAGGCCGGCGUGAUUGAUAUCCCUGCCUUUGCGAAACGACCUCCUGCAUCGCUGACGAUCAGGCGUUCUGGUACGAGAGAAGAUUCUGCACCCCGAGAAAGUAGAGGCGCAGACACCGCAAACGGGGAUCCGCAAGUAUUUUACUUUGGGAUUUUCGAUGGCCAUGGUGGGUCAGAAUGUAGUGCAUUUUUGCAGGAUACCUUGCAUGAAUAUAUUCAAGAUACCGCCGCGGAGUUUGAACUCCAGUCUAGCUUGAGAAAGGAUCGUGAAGAUUCUGCGGGUAAAGAUGGGCUCGAGCCGCCGCGUGGCGAUUUACCGAUUCGGCAAGGAGGUAACUCUUCGCGAAUUCGAAAAUUAGAGAAGACUCUGGUACAAAGCUGGCGAAGUCUUGUUGGAGGGUAUUUCAGGAGAUUUGUGCCGGCCCAUUUCUCUCAUCUUGGAAAACAAAAUACCGAGAGGGAGUCCAAGUCGGGAAAGCACGACGAUCACGGGGCCACUAUCGAAGAGGUUUUGGAAUAUGCGUUUCUACGCACAGACUUGGAGUUCGUCUCAGCCCAAGCGGCAAGGCAGGAUAAUGAAUUCGCCGAUGUUGGCCAUCCGGUUUACCAGGACGAUAUUCUCUAUGGACCUGAUUGCUCCCAACCGCUGAGCAUCACUGGCGCAAGGCGAUUCAAGGGCGGAAGCACAGCCAGUGCUGUGCUGAUUUCGACCCCGACCCCGACACCAUUUUGGCACCCGUCGACACCAUCCAGUCUGCUUGUGUCUCAUGUUGGUGACACCAGAAUCCUGCUGUGUUCGACCUUGACUGGUCAAGCCAUUCCCCUCACCUCCAACCAUCACACGUCGUCGCCGGUGGAAGUCAACCGAUUACGGCGGUACGCGGCGACCUUCGUGACUGAUUCCUUUGGGGAGGAGCGCAUCAGCGGGUUAGCCAACACUCGUGCCUUUGGCGACGUGCAAUCCAAACGCAUUGGAGUGUCAGCGGAACCCGAGAUUCGCCGGAUUGAGAUGGCUGCUGCCGAGUACUCUUUCCUGGUCCUUAUGACGGAUGGUAUUAGCGACUCACUUCCUGACCAGGAAGUUGUGGACAUUAUCAAAGAAGCCAAGACACCCGAUGAAGGUGCUCGGCAUGUGGUCAAUUUCGCGACCGAGGUAACUAAAGAAGGCGACAAUGCUACAUGUUUGGUUGUCCGACUUGGAGGUUGGGAGCGACGACUAGAGGGAGGAUUGGGAAGUAUGGGAACCAAGGAGUCUCGAGAGUGGCGCCGACAGGAGGCCACAGAUCCGCGCAGGUCACGGAGGUGAACUGAACAGUGAACUUUGUACAUAAUAAAUCCCUAGUCUUGGGUGGACUUGAGACCUUGGGCUUAUUAGCUGUUGCUAUUUUCCCUACCCCGGCUGAAUUGUACAUACAAAUAUAUGCUUUUUUAUUUCUUUUUAUAGGGAGUUAAUGGUGUAACUAUCCAGGAAACAGCUACUUUUAUGGAAAGCUUUUU
This is a messenger RNA of Aspergillus ochraceoroseus IBT 24754, 1947 nucleotides long. Its product is annotated as PP2C family serine/threonine-protein phosphatase. Gene Ontology annotation, molecular function: cation binding; protein serine/threonine phosphatase activity. The coding region runs from base 56 to 1756 and encodes 566 amino acids. Gene Ontology annotation, biological process: protein dephosphorylation. NCBI's taxonomy places the organism in Eukaryota, Fungi, Ascomycota, Eurotiomycetes, Eurotiales, Aspergillaceae. The record is from RefSeq and is a predicted model, not a curated record. The transcript has 2 exons.